Messenger RNA from Puma concolor (puma), 1389 nucleotides. RefSeq names its product F-box/LRR-repeat protein 21. The record is from RefSeq and is a predicted model, not a curated record. Gene Ontology annotation, cellular component: cytosol; nucleus. Gene Ontology annotation, biological process: entrainment of circadian clock by photoperiod. NCBI's taxonomy places the organism in Eukaryota, Metazoa, Chordata, Mammalia, Carnivora, Felidae. Gene Ontology annotation, molecular function: protein binding.
AUGGAUGUUGGUGAGUACCCCAUGGCAGCUGUUACUUCAUGUGGUUCGUUCAGAGUGAACUAUAACUUGGAAGCCUCCUUUAGAAUGAAGAGGAACAGUUUAUCUGUUGUGAAUAAAAUUGUCCAGUCUUCACCAGCAGUGAAACAACCAAAAGUUGGGUUCUACUCUUCUCUCAGCCACACCCACAUGCACACUGUUCUUCUAGACUGGGGGAGUUUGCCUCACCACGUAGUAUUACGCAUUUUUCAGUAUCUUCCUUUAAUAGAUCGGGCCCGGGCAUCUUCAGUAUGUAGGAAAUGGAAUGAAGUUUUUCAUAUUCCUGACCUUUGGAGAAAGUUUGAAUUUGAACUGAACCAAUCAGCAACUUCAUAUUUUAAGUCUACACAUCCUGAUCUCAUUCAGCAGAUCAUUAAAAAGCAUGCUACCCAUCUCCAGUAUAUCAGCUUUAAGGUUGACAGUAGUACUGAAUCAGCAGAAGCUGCCUGUGAUAUACUUUCUCAGCUGGUAAACUGCUCUCUCCAGACCUUGGGCUUGAUUUCGACAGCCAAACCAAGUUUUAUGAAUGUGUCAAAGUCUCAUUUUGUGUCAGCACUUACAGUUGUUUUUGUCAACUCAAAAUCAUUAUCAUCGAUCAAAAUUGAAGAUACACCAGUGGAUGAUCCUUCACUGAAGAUUCUCGUGGCCAAUAACAGUGACACUCUAAGACUCCUAAAAAUGAGUAGCUGUCCUCAUGUUUCAUCUGAUGGAAUCCUUUGUAUAGCUGACCAUUGUCAAGGCCUUAGAGAAUUGGCAUUGAAUUAUUACAUUCUAAGUGAUGAACUUCUCCUAGCCCUGUCAAGUGAAACUCAUGUUCGCCUUGAACAUCUUCGAAUUGAUGUUGUGAGUGAAAAUCCUGGACAGGUUGAAUUUCACACUAUUAAAAAACAAAGUUGGGAUGCACUUAUUAAACACUCCCCUGGAGUUAAUGUUGUUAUGUAUUUCUUUUUAUAUGAAGAAGAAUUUGAGGCAUUCUUCAGAGAAGAAACCCCUGUUACUAACCUUUAUUUUGGUCGUUCGGUAAGCAAAGCAGCUCUAGGCCGGAUAGGUCUUAACUGUCCACGACUAAUUGAGUUGGUGGUAUGUGCUAAUGGUCUUCAGACUCUUGACGAUGAACUUAUUUGCAUUGCUGAAUGCUGUAAAAACUUAACAGCCUUGGGCCUCAGUGAAUGUGAAGUGAGUUGCAGUGCAGUCGUUGAUUUUGUAAGACGGUGUGGGAAAAGGCUGACCCACCUCUCCAUAAUGGAAGACGUUUUGAUCCCUGAUGGUAAUUAUAACCUAGAUGAAAUUCACACUGAAGUCUCCAAAUACUUGGGAAGAAUAUGGUUCCCUGAUGUCCUACCUAUCUGGUAA